AUGUGCUGGUCAGAUACGACGACAGAAAAGGGUGAAAAUUGUGAGGAAAAACUGGAGAAAAAAGAAGACUUAUUUGAGAAAACCGACGGUUCACUUCCUCAAGAAGAAGUUCAAUUCCAUUCUACCACUGCCUUAAAAAAGAAAUUAAAGUUGGAAGCUGAUUUUGAUAUACUUAUUGAAAAAACUCGACCUGUGCAGUCUCACAACAGCGACAAAAACACAAUAGAGAAUGUUGAAAAAAAAUGCGAGCAAGCGCAGGAAAGGGAAGAACGCGCAGAAAUACCUUCUAAAAAACUUAAUAAGAAAAUCUCAGGAAUUCUCCAACAGAAUGAAAAAGAAGAAUUAAGGAAUGAAACGAAACAAGGACUUGCUGAAGAUUAUACCUUUCAUGAAAUAAAUAUCCAUGGAAAGCUGCUUGUUGAAACAAAUCUUGAUCAUGAGAAACUCGUGGUUUCUUCGCCUGCAACUUAUAGUAAAGCGGAUCAAAAUUCGAAAGUGUCGCAGUCUGCGUUCCUUGAAUGCACAGAAUCAGAUGAUACAGAAGCAAAUUUAGAUGUCGAAUCGUCGGUUAAAGAUAAAAACCCACAGUUGGGCUUCACCGUGUUCAAAGAGUUGACCGCUGUCGUUAACGAAUCGAUUAAGUUGUGUGGACAACCAAAACCAAUUUCUUAUCAGGAUGAUAGUGUUGAAUCUUCGAAUGCAGGUAUACAGCAAAAAAAACAGGAUUACAAUAACCUGAUGUUAGAAGUUGCCAAAGAAGAGAAGAAUCAUUUCUGUAAACAGGAGGAAGAAAUAAUUGUGGAAUUACGUAGAGUUGAAACCGAAUUCUUAUCAAACAAUAAUGAGAACCAGAUUAAUGAGGCAAUCAGUUGUCAUUUACCCGAAAUAGAAACGCGCGUCAAACAGUUGCGAAAUUCUGUAGAACGUGCUUUGAACACGGGUACGCGAGAGGAAAUUGCGGUCAAACUAGACAAUUUAGAUGAAAGCAUAAACAGAUUGUGGGAUAGAGCUUUGAAACAGCUUUCGAAAAUCCGAGAACAACAGCAAAUUCAACAUAAUGUUGAAAUAAAUGAGUAUCUUCAGAGCUUUACUGAGAUUGCAACUGCUGACAAUGCUGAGCAUGGCGGGUGCGAAGAAGCCAUAGAAAAUGCAUUCAAGAAAAUCGACAAUGAACUUCAUAAUUCUUAUACUACGCUCAGAGAGACAGACAACAUUCUUUCUCUAGCAGAUAUUCCCGUAUUGGAAAAAGCUUUGCAUGAUUUAGAGGAAAGAGAAUCUACACUUUCUGAAGCUUUUAACGAUUUGCACAAAAUUGAAUACUCAGAGUAUGAAGAAGAUAAGUCACAUGAAAUCAGUGAAAAGAAAAGACGCGUGAAAAAUCAUGUAGAAUUAAUAAAAGAGAGAUGUGGAGUUAUUACUUCGCAAAUUCAAGCAAUUAUUUCUUGGGGUGAGGAGAAAAAAGCGCUGAAAGUUGAAAUAAAGCGAAUACAGGAAGAAUUCAAUAUACUUGCCAAAAAUUGUAGCGAAUCAGAUGAGUUGGGCACCCCAAAUAAAAAAAGAGCUAACAAGUUGUUGUCCCAAUUAUCAGCAGCUCAGGAGCAGCUCAAAAGAGAUUCUGAAGAAAUAAAUUCUUUAGCACCUAAAUGCACAGCACUGCUUCAUCAGGUAGAAAAGUUGCAGAACAAAUUUUCUAAUUUAAUCGCAAAGUAUACCCAGAUGACGGCAGAACAGGAUUUGCAACAGAACAGAACACAGACGCUCAUUUCUCGCACAAGAAUUUCUGAUAAAUCGUUUACAAGGACUGAUGAAGUAAUUGGUAGUGGAUCAGAGGGGAAGGUGUAUCUGGGCGAGUACGAAGGAAGAAAGAUUGCAGUAAAAGUACUAAAUCGCAGUAAAAGUACUAAAAAACCGGACAUGGAAAUGGUCAAAAAACUGCUUUGUCUAAACCAUCCAAAUUUGGUCCAUUAUUUGUGA
Molecule: messenger RNA, 1974 nt
Organism: Enterobius vermicularis (human pinworm)
Lineage: Eukaryota; Metazoa; Nematoda; Chromadorea; Rhabditida; Oxyuridae
Source: the annotation of a GenBank genome assembly